Messenger RNA from Paramuricea clavata, 1902 nucleotides. Lineage: Eukaryota; Metazoa; Cnidaria; Anthozoa; Malacalcyonacea; Plexauridae. The record is from the annotation of a GenBank genome assembly.
AUGUUUGCGAAGGCGAUUUUAGUUUUGAUUUAUUUUCUUUUGGUGUUGUUGGUGGCGAAAGUUCUUGAUAUUUCCUCGAGUUGGUUGGAGCUCAGCUGUGUGGCAUCUCCGCUAUUUAAUCCCUUUGCACUUAGCGUCAGAAGACUGAAGACCUUGCUGGACGAACGAGGCAUCAGUUAUGUCGGAGUUGUGGACAAGAGCGAAUUAGCGCAACUUGUGAAAGAAUCUGGGAGUUUUAAUUCAGAAGACAACUGCACAGAACUUGUGGACGGUCGAGAAAACGAGAAUGAUGCAGAAACUACAUAUUUUCGAAGUUCGUCGCAUCUGUUCGAAAAAAUUGAAGACACCAAGGCUAGCGGGUGGUUGGUCCAAAUCAUUCCUCAAUAUAGAGCUUCUCUGUUGUCGCUAAAACAGUGGGUUAAAUUGUCUAAGAAAGUGAGACUUUUAGGAAUCAAAACAGGAGUGUUCGAUUGCAGUUUAGACCCUCGUUUAUGCGCGAAAAACGGCUGGGAUACGAAAUGCUUGCUGCUGUCAUCUCCCGUAGGCCAACAUGCCAAAGGAAAUGUCAAUAUCAAUGUUUACAAUUCCAAAGCAUCAGUAGAGCGUACAUUUUCUUGGCUAAAUAAUGUUCUAGCAACAAGAGUUAGGAAACUAAAAACACACAGAGAAUACUUAAAGUUCGUAAAGAAAGAUAAAAAUAGUUAUGAAACGACAAAAAUUGUUCUUUUUGGUCGACUCUCGGAGGACCCGCCCGCUCUGUUGUCAUCUUUAUCUAUACAAUUUACAGGGAGAGUACACUUUGCAUAUUUUAAAAUUACAAAGGAAAAUGCUGAUGAAAUUCGAGAAAAAGUUGGUAUUCAUAAAGUUUCUAGACUCCUGCUUGUCACACCAGAAAGACGGUUUUUCUAUGGAACAAGAAAGGGAGAAGUUCUACAAUACAAAGCAAUGGAAAUGUUUUUAACAACUUUACACCCAGAAGUGAAUGAUAUAUUUUUGUUGGCCAUGAUUCUUGUCAAUCAAAUUUGUGUUUUGGAACUGUUUUUAACUCCAGGUGGUAUAUUGAGAAAAUUGGUUAAGUUUUUUCUGUUUAUUGCUUUUGCUAAUACAGCACUCAUGAUAUCAUGGUUGCCCCUCAUUGGGAUGUUUCGGUUAAAUUUUACCCAACCUUUACUUAAUAUUGGUAUGAAAAUGUGUCGCUUUAUAACAGACAGUAAUCUAGUAUCAGUGGUCAGAUAUCAUUUCCUAACAUAUUCCAGAAGUCCUAUGUGGUUUGUGUUGAACUUUUGUGUGUAUGGAUUUUGUGUUAAUCAGUUGAGGAAAAGGUUUAAGCUUCUCCACAAUGAUGAUGAGGACUCGCCCGAUUGGUUCUACCAGGAUUUAGAAUAUUUCCGUAGGUUCUUCCACUCUUUUAGAUCUACCAGAAGUAUGUCGGCAAAUACAAGAACAAAUGAAGAUAACUUAUUCAUCAGAACAUAUGAAGAUAUAAUUAUUCAACGGCUUGCAACCCCUGAUCUAUGGCUUCGGCCACUCUUACCAACAGACUUUGUCAAAGACCUCCCCGUCUGGAAAAACUGUGAUUGCCCAUCAAGAACAAAUGAUAAAUACAAAAAAGUACACAACAAGGAAAAAUUAAUCUGUGAUCCAAAUUUAUGUCAGUGCAAAUAUCGACCAGCAAAAAUUUUAAUGACAAAGGAAUGCUCUAUUUGUCUUGACAAUUAUGUGAAAGACUGUAUUAUGGUAUCAGUGCCCUGUAGACAUGUAUUUCAUCAAAAUUGCUUAGAAAAAUGGUUCAAAUCAGGAAAUCAAUGUAAAAACCUAAACUGCCCUGUUUGUCGAUGGCCAGCAUAUAAAGCAAAAGUAGAAAUUCUCGAUAUACCAGAAAUGUCGGAAAUGGACAUCUAA